Priceomyces carsonii is the source of this 1839-nucleotide messenger RNA. RefSeq names its product carnitine O-acetyltransferase (gene CAT2). The transcript has a single exon. Gene Ontology annotation, cellular component: peroxisome; mitochondrion. Lineage: Eukaryota; Fungi; Ascomycota; Pichiomycetes; Serinales; Debaryomycetaceae. Gene Ontology annotation, biological process: carnitine metabolic process. The record is from RefSeq and is a predicted model, not a curated record. Bases 1 to 1839 code for a protein of 612 amino acids. Gene Ontology annotation, molecular function: carnitine O-acetyltransferase activity.
AUGUUUAAAUUGAAAUUAAACAAAAUGACAAUCAAGAAAUUCUCUACAUCAAGUUUAAAAGGUGACCUCUUUAAGUUUCAAUCUCAAUUACCAAAGUUGCCUGUUCCAAGCUUGGCUGAAACGACAUCCAAGUAUUUGAGAUCAGUUGAACCAUUCUUACAAAAAGAACAGUUUGAGGAAACAAAGAAAAAGGUUGAAGAUUUUACCAAGUCAGGUGGUAUUGGGGAAACUUUGCAGACUCGUUUGACCGAUUUUGCUAAAGGUAAGGAUAACUGGUUAGCUGAGUGGUGGGAUGAUUACGCUUACAUGUCUUAUAGGGAUCCAGUCGUUCCUUACGUGUCAUACUUUUUCAGUCACAAAGACUUGAAAAACGCUAUCGGAAAGGAUCAGAUUUUGAAAGCUACUUUACUUAGUUACUAUACAAUCGAGUUUAUGCUUUCAGUACAGGAUGAAACUUUAGAACCAGAAAUUAUCAAAGGAAACCCCUACUGUAUGAACGCAUUCCAUUAUAUGUUCAACAACUCUAGGGUUCCACAUGAAGGAAGCGAUAUCACAAAGCUGUAUGAUGGCUCCAAAAAUCAGUAUUUUAUUGUUAUAUUCAAGAAUAACUUCUUCAAGGUUCCGCAUCAUAAGGAUGGCCAGCCUUUAUCAAAGUCAGAUCUCUAUAAUCAAUUCCAACUUAUCAAGAAUUCCCCGAUUCCUGAAGGGGAACCAAUUGGAGCUUUGACUAGUUUGAAUAGAGACGAAUGGCUUGCUGCUUAUAACAAUUUGUCUAAGUCUCCAAUAAACCAGUCAAGCUUCGAAACUAUAUUUGCUUCUUCAUUUGUUAUUUGUCUUGAUGACAAUAUUCCUGUUACUAUCGAAGAAAAGUCUAGAAACUGCUGGCAUGGAAAUGGACGAAACAGAUACUUUGACAAACCCUUAGAAUUUUUCAUAAGUGCUAACGGGAAUUCAGGUUUCUUAGGUGAGCAUUCAAAAAUGGAUGCUACUCCAACUGUUCAGUUAAACAACUAUGUUUUAGAUAAAAUCGGUAAAGAGAAUCCGGUUUCUUUAUUAAACGAUAUUGCGUUUAAUAAGGACGUAUCGCGUCCUGAAUUGUUAGAAUUUGACUUAGGCCCAGUUACCAGACAAAAUAUUGCAGGAGCAAUUGAGAAGUUUGACAAGACAAUCGCUGCUCAUGACGAAGAAAUCUUUCAGUACUUUGGUUAUGGUAAGAAUUUGAUUAAGCAAUUUAAAGUUUCUCCAGAUGCCUAUGUUCAAAUGCUUAUUCAACUUGCAUACUAUAAGUUAACAGGCAAAGUAAGACCCACCUAUGAAAGUGCUGCUACCAGAAAGUAUUUAAAGGGCAGAACUGAAACCGGUAGAAGCGUUUCUGUCGAAUCCAAAAAGUUUGUCGAGACGUGGACAGAUGUAAAUGCUACUCCCGAAGAAAAGAUAAAUACUUUUCAGGAUGCUUGUACUCAGCAUGUGAAGUAUUUGUCUGGGGCAGCUGAUGGCAAGGGUGUCGACCGCCACUUAUUUGGCUUGAAGCAGAUGCUUCAGCCGGGCGAGAGCAUUCCAUCUAUAUUCUCGGAUCCAGUAUUCGGAUACAGUUCUUCGUGGUAUUUAUCUACUUCCCAGAUUCCUUCUCCUAACUUCCAAAGUUGGGGAUUUUCACAAGUAAUUGAUGAAGGUUUCGGAUUGGCCUACUUAAUAAACAAUGAUUGGUUACAUGUGCACAUUAGUUGCAAGAAAGGGAAAGGAUUGAGACCCGACUACAUGAAAUGGUAUUUGACCGAUGCUGCUAAUGAAAUGAAAGAUGUCUUAUCUAAGGCACUUAUUCCUAAGGCUAAAUUAUGA